AUGAUAGACACCCAGUGUUACAGAUCAAGAAACCCGUCGGACCCAUCCCCCGCCAUCGCGGUACCCCUUCACAAUUAUGUUCCACUACGACCUCGUCCUCGAUCCCUCUCAUCACCUCCUCGAUCCCUCUCAUCUCAUGUAGCCACCAUGAAAUCCGCACAAUACAUCGAUUCCAGUUUCCACCGUCUCAACCCGGGUCGACCACUACCACUUCCCCAAUUGCACCAUUCAACGGGCUUGGCCUGCCCAGCCUGUUAUGCGCAAGGGAGGCAGGACAUGCCAUUGAAGUACAUACGGCAACUUUCAACUUAUUGGCGCGUCGCGUGCAGCAUCCAGCCUCCUCCUGGUGGCCAAGGGCAUUUUUACCGAAGCUGGACUUUUGCAAAGCUCAAUCACGAGAUCGCAUCCAUAAACGCGGGCCACUGGCCUCCAAUCCCAUACACACCUCCUAGUCAGCCCGUCGCCACCCAAAAUCCCACGGCAUCAAAUUCAGAUAUCGGCCCACCACAACAACUCACAAUGUUCGCAAGCCAGCAAUUGGUGGAGCAACUAUUCCCCACCACGGCCCCUACCUCAAAAGCACGACCUCCCAAGCAAACGGACGGUAUCCUAUGCCGCGGAGUUGGGGGUCGCACUAGCGCUCAUAAACCAACCGACGCACGCAAAGGCAACAAACAAUGUCACUACCACGCCUGUGCCUCGUGCUGUCAAAAAUUGGGAGACAAGAACCGCGCCUGUCCAGCCAAGGGUCAUGCCCACAAGACAAACACCACCAAGCCUCACGCCAGUACCAGCGCUGCUCCAGCCAUCCACCCAGUUCUAAAGCGUUUGAAUCGGGAAUCAUCUGUAGAGGUCAUCGAAGGAUCGCGCCAGGCCGCCAAUCUCCCAAUGCACAGGCGCCUGCCAAAUCAGAGCGCCCAGACUGGCGCUUGCCUCGCGCAAGAAAUGGACAAUGCUCAGCUUGGCCGGUUUUUUGAAUUGCAUUCGGAGCGUCUCGAAGCCAACAAACGAGAUCAACGCCUAGAAGCUGAUGAGGCCAAGGUUGUCAAAGUCGUUGCAUGGCUCCGAGCCGAAGAAGCACCCAAAUUCUUCUCCUUCCUCGCAUCAAAAUGGCCGAAAUUCACCCUGGACCAAUGCCAGCACCUCGUCAAUGAGGCUGCUGUCAUAGAAGGUCUGGAAGACCCCGACGGCUGGAGUCGAACUUUUUCGAUAUGGGAUCCGACAUUGGAUGGAUGGGUACGAGGCUCAGUCUAUACUAUGUCAUUUCAUGACAUGUUGAUCCUAACACCUAAUGUUUUCCAGUGUACGCAAGGUGUAGACGUCCCCUCUCGCCACCCCAUUGCGCCCCGACAGAUACUUGUUAAACGGGUGCCGCUUAAAGAAAAGGAGUGUUUGCGUUUUGACUAUUUCCUCAAGUCGACCUACAAGACAACCACCUCGCCUCGCCCCCCCACCCCUUACCUUCCAAGUGGUGUGAGCAGCACCUCCCCUGUGAAGGCGCCGGCGGCGCCCACGUCAUCACAACCAGGCCUACAUGAUCCAGACGAUGACGAUGAGGUGGAGGUCAUUCCCAACAUCCCGGCUAGCUCGGUCAACCAGGAUCCAGCUCAAGCGCAACCUGACUCAGACCACACCGCCAAAGCUUCGUGGCCCGACGAUGAUGCACCGAUGAGUCACCUGAUGGAGUGGCACAUGUUGUUGUCAACCAUGCCCCGUCUACGCGCUUGGGAUGCGAUGUUCAAGCAUCAAUUUGUCCGAGGUGACCGCACUGUCUAUCGGUACGCGCAAUGGCUUGACCUUGUAACUGAACCAAGGUUGCGAAGAUGGGAAGCCCUGCAGAACAGCAUCAACUGUACACCCACCAUCGGAGCUCUGCGUCAAGAGUUCCACAAAGAAUUCGUCGAAGUAGGACGCCUGGCAGGCGCCAACAUCGGCGCUAAUGCCACCUCUCAAGCGUCUCUGCAAGAACCUCUGCAGAGAGGUCAGAAACGUAAAUUGGUUUACUCGACCGGAAUCUGUGCCCUUAUUCGAUCUCAUUGUUCUUCCAGCACCAUGGUCCCAUCACCAACACUUACGAUCUGUAUGGCCCGCUUGUUAGGGAUGAAUGGAUUAAGCGAGCAUGUCCAUGCUCGCUUAGUCCAUCUGGCCAGGGAUGAGCGAAUCAGGGAUUCGCUAAUCUUGGAAGUCAUUAGAUCAGAUUCGCUACUAUUGGAAGUCAUCAGGAUUGAAGCAAUAAUGGUCGGAGAAGGGGAAGAAUGCCAGAGCUUGUUACUUACCGCCAUGAACGACACCGAGAACCACUUUUCGGACAGCGACGAUUCCGCCUCCUCUACUAAUACUCAAGUUGAGGACGAACACGUCCAACUCCAACUCCCAGUUACAAGUGACCCUAUUUCCUCCAACUUGGAACUAUCCGGUAAUUUGGAUGAUGAAGCUGAGGCCGAGUCACCCAGUGCUUCCGAAGCAACCACCUUCGGUCUCAUUGAUCCAGCAUCGAUCACUCUGCACUCAGUCUGCGGAAUGGAGAACGUGGUAUUGGUGCACGCGUUCAAUCCCACCUUGGUAUCACAGCACCUUGGCCGAUACACCCUCCCCCUCGUUCAACUUGUUCAAACUAAUCUAUCAAUGGGCAAUCCGCACAACAAUGCCACCAUCUUUUGCAUACAACAUGCCCCAUCCAAUGGUAUUGGAUGGACUUUUUGUGGACAACCUGCCCUUAUAACCAUCUCCAACGAGUUCAUCCACGCAUGGGAUUUUCGGUCGACUUACAAAGGGACGCUUUCUAAGGGCAACCUGAGUAUCCCCCUUGGUAUUCGCGUAUUCCAUCAAAAUGACCGUGCACUGUCUGUAUAUCAGGGAAUUGCCCAGACAAACCUUCAUGUGGCUGUCUCUCUAGAGAGGUUUCGAGAGGAUGUUGGAGAUGUCAUGACCACGGGGAACUCAAGUGACUGUGAAUGGGAAACUCUUCAAAUGCUGCGUUUCCAGGAGAACGUUAUUGGGGAGUUGCACUACCAGGCUUUGGUACAUAGUGCUCACCACAAUUUGAGUGCUUUCACAGCCGAGGAGCUGGUUGAAGGUCCUCGCGAAAUGUACAGCCUGGACUCCGCAUUCUACCCAAUUACCAGGCCACCAAACCACCACUAUCGCUCGACAUCCAUCCGGAAACUUCUCAAUGCUUUCUCUCACUGGUCCUACAACGAAUCUGGUGGAAGCAGCGUAAUUGCUGGUUUCCAGGGUGUUGGGCCAGUAAUUACCGAAGCGGUUGUUCAUGAUGUCACGGGACACUGGACCAUUGGGAAUUUUGGUCAAUGUGCCAUCCGGCGCUUUCCAGACGAACACACUUGCAAUAACUUCUGUGUUGCGCUUGACUUACAGUUUGAAGAUUCUUCAUGA
Molecule: messenger RNA, 3393 nt
Organism: Melampsora larici-populina 98AG31
Lineage: Eukaryota; Fungi; Basidiomycota; Pucciniomycetes; Pucciniales; Melampsoraceae
Exons: 14
Coding region: 1-3393 (1130 amino acids)
Biological process (GO): protein phosphorylation
Molecular function (GO): protein serine/threonine kinase activity; ATP binding
Source: RefSeq, a predicted model, not a curated record